AUGCUGCUGUCGGGAGUCGGGACGAACGCCGUCGGAUUCGACCUCUCACCCGGGGCUUCAUUUGCCCAGCACAUGUCUAGCCAAGGAUUUGAUAUGUGGAUAGUUGAAGUAAGAGGUGCUGGUCUUAGCAUGCGUGACUGUGAUGAUUCUGCUGCAUCUGGUUCAGUCACUUUUGAGGAUGUCUCUGGUGGUAUUCAGCCGCUUAAUAAACAGAGUACAUUCGAGGCUACGUCCCUUCAGAGUUUUGGUGGCUAUGCUAGUGAUUGUGAUGACCUUGGAAUAGUUGCUUUGGAUGAACCGCCUUUACUUGCUGAGCUUUCUAAUUUUUUUGAUCGAAUCUCAAAACUCAUGGAAGAGGCUGUAAUUAAUGGAAAUUUUCAUGAGAUCACAGAAAAAGUUUCUGUUCUCUCAGAAAUGGUAGAGAGCUCUACCAUUAUUGGUCCAGACCAGUUGGAUUCAUGGGAGCGUUUUGUAGCAGCACAGAUGGAUCUGACUUCUGAAUAUAAUUGGGACUUCGACCAUUACGUAGAGGAGGAUAUACCUGCUGCGGUGGAGUAUAUUAGACAACACAGCAAAGCAAAAGAGGGGAAGUUGCUUGCCAUUGGACACUCAAUGGGGGGAAUUUUGUUAUAUGCAAUGCUGUCAAGAUCUGGUUUUGAAGGAGUUUCGUCAAAUUUAGCAGCUAUUGUCACUUUGGCUUCUUCUGUUGACUAUACAACAUCCAAUUCAUCGCUGAAGCUGUUACUGCCUCUUGCUCAUCCUGCACAAGCCCUUAAUGUCCCUGCUGUUCCAUUGGGUACAGUGCCCGCAAAGGUUGUCCUGCAACUUACAACCGCAUUCAGGGAAGGUGGGCUGUGCAACCGAAAUGGAACGUUCUCGUAUAAGGAUCAUUUGCAAGAGUGUCAGACUCCUGUCCUUGCAUUGGCUGGAGAUAAAGAUCUAAUCUGCCCUCCCGAGGCUGUUUAUGAAUCUGUGAAACUCAUUCCGAAGCACAAGGUGAACUAUAGGGUGUUCGGAAAGCCACAAGGCCCACAUUAUGCACAUUAUGACUUGGUUGGAGGUCAACUGUACAGGUUCCCUGAUAUCGGCGGCCAGUGGCCGACUUCGUUCUUGGUCCCUUCUAUUCCGGCGGAAUCCGUUGCGGACCACCUCGCGACGGCGGUUUAUACCCUGAUUUGGGAGGGGAGAAUGCCUGAUAUCCAGCUAGGAUGCCACUCUAUACAGUCCCAUGGCACCAAAGUGGCAAGAGUACACAUGUAUGACUGGAUUAUACUUUUAUGUCUUGCUGUACUUGAUGGACUGUUAAACAUAAUUGAACCCUUUCACCGCUUUGUUGGACGCGACAUGAUGACUGACUUGAGUUAUCCCCUCAAGGGCAACACAAUCCCAUUUUGGGCUGUUCCACUGAUUGCCAUCAUGCUACCCUGGGUCAUCUUUGGCGUCAUUUACUUCAAAAAGAAAAAUGUCUAUGAUUUACACCAUGGCAUACUAGGGAUCUUAUAUUCAGUGCUUAUAACUGCUGUGAUCACUGAUGCAAUUAAGGAUGGUGUUGGCCGCCCUCGGCCAGAUUUCUUUUGGCGUUGUUUUCCUGAUGGCAAACCUAAUUAUGAUAAUAUCACCACCGGUGUGAUUUGCCAUGGAGAAAAGAGUGUCAUCAAGGAAGGUCAUAAGAGCUUCCCAAGUGGGCAUUCUUCAUGGUCUUUUGCUGGUCUAGGUUUUCUUGCGUGGUACUUGGCUGGAAAACUUAAAGCUUUUGAUCGCAAAGGUCACAUUGCAAAACUGUGCUUAGUUUUUCUGCCUCUACUUGUCGCGUCACUUGUGGCGGUUUCUCGAGUUGAUGAUUACUGGCAUCACUGGCAAGAUGUCUUUGCAGGCGGCACCUUAGGUCUUACAGUUGCUUCAUUCUGUUACCUGCAGUUCUUCCCGUUUCCCUUUGACAAUGAUGCUCUAUGGCCACACGCAUACUUCCAACAGCUAGCUGAGACACACAGCAAUGGUAAUGCAAACUCAAUCAACAUAAGACCUAUACAGUCUGAAGAUGAACAAGAAGACCAUGGUGGCAUUGCCCUGAGGGACACCAGCCCUAUCUUGGAGUCGAUGGAGUCUGGCAGGAGACCAUGA
Molecule: messenger RNA, 2121 nt
Organism: Miscanthus lutarioriparius
Lineage: Eukaryota; Viridiplantae; Streptophyta; Magnoliopsida; Poales; Poaceae
Source: the annotation of a GenBank genome assembly